AUGCCAACACUCCUUUUCCAAGCAGACCGAGAAACUCUCCUGCCUGGUGAAGUCUUGUCUGGGCGGCUCCAAGUUUUUGUCCAGCCAGGACAAACAAUCAAAACCAGCGGACUGGAAAUUUACUUCAGGGGCAAGGAAUACACCACUAUCGUCACCGGAAGCGGCAAGAAUAAACGCUUUUACGAAGGCAAGGCACUGGUUGGUCGUUCCGAUCUGAAGGAAGUUAGCCGCUGGGCGACCAGAAGAAUCAUCCGUGAUGGUGCUGUUCUGCCAGGAACCCACCUGAUUCCGUUCAAGAUCCAUCUUCGUGGUCAUCUUCCAGCGAGCACCAGAUUCGAUGGAGUUGGCAAUGCGCCCAAGUUGAGUGCCAAGAUUGAGUAUUGCCUCCGGGCUAGACUCUCGGAGUCUGGAGUCUUCACGGAUUAUGAAGCUCGCAAGGCUAUUCGUAUCCUGGGAAAACCUGUGCCAGACAAGAUUGCCCCACGCCGGGUAGAGCCAUUUGCUGCCCACAUCAACCGUCUUCGCAUGUGGGAGAAGGGCGAAAUGACCAUUGGAGCCAAAGUUGUGGAUACAGAACUGUUCCCUGGCCAGAAGGCUGGUGUCAUUUUGGCCCUCAAGAACAACAGUGGGGCAACACCCAAGAGCCUCUCUUUGUCUCUGAAACAAAUUUAUCGGGUAAAGGCCUCCAACAAAGAAAAGCAAGUUUCCAAAGUACUUUCAAGCAGAUUUUUUCUCAUGAAGCAUCUGCACAAGUACGAACCACUGACUAAGCAAGAACUCAAAAGCUUAAACAAGAUUGAUAUCCUGGCUCGUCGUUGUGAAAACCGACGUGCCAUCCUGCAUGAACUGGAUCAUGCCCCCCAAAGCACAGAAUUCCUUCAGCUUGUGGUCCCACCACACACAGCACCCCAAUUUCAAAGCAAGCUCAUCAAGGUGUCCCAUGAGCUCGUGGUCAAGAUCCACACAGAUGAUCUUUGCACCAACCCAUCGUUUUCGAUUCCGGUCACCAUCUCCCCAAGAGCUCCACCUCGUGCUGCCUCUUCUCCCGUGGACCCUGUUGCUCCCCGCUCGACCCCUGUUGUGACAGCCGAAAUGGCUCUGCCGGUAGCAAUGGCAAGGCCAAUCAGUGAAGAAUCUCUCCGUAACUACCCUGAAUUUGCCGUGCAAGUUGUACCAAUUUUAGGUUGA
This is a messenger RNA of Seminavis robusta, 1188 nucleotides long. Lineage: Eukaryota; Bacillariophyta; Bacillariophyceae; Naviculales; Naviculaceae. The record is from the annotation of a GenBank genome assembly.